AUGCCUGUGACUGCCCAGACUUGGCAGACAACGUUUGUAGAGGAGCGGGCCUCCUUUGAGGGCGAGACGCAUUUCACGACGGAGAAAUACAACAGCUCGUUAUCGGUUAACCGCCUGGCAUGCUCGGGCAAUGGAUUGGAGCCUGGUCAGUUUUUCACUAUCGCCACGAAAUUAUCAAUUGAAUUGAAUUCUCUCUCUGGAUCACGCGUAACUUGGUUUCAAUACUGA
Paraglomus occultum is the source of this 228-nucleotide messenger RNA. The record is from the annotation of a GenBank genome assembly. Lineage: Eukaryota; Fungi; Glomeromycota; Glomeromycetes; Paraglomerales; Paraglomeraceae.